GUCGGCGGCCGCGGCCGGGACGGAAGGCGGAAGCAGAGCGUGAGCGGGAGGCGGAGCCGGGGGAGCUGCCCUCGUAGCUCCCCCUGGCCCCAGGCCCAGCUGCUCGUGGGGGAGGAGUUACCGCCGCUCUUCGGCAUCAGAGCUUACCAUGAUGGCUGUGACCUAAAACCCCCAGGAAGCCCGGGGUCAUGGCCCAGAAGCACCCCGGAGAAAGAGGGUUGUGUGGAGCCCACCACAGUAGUGGUGCCUCCCUCAGGACUUUGGGAUCCUCCGUGGACCCUGAAAUACUUUCAUUCUCAGGACUCAGGGACUCAGCAGAGACUGCUCCUAAUGGUACCCGCUGCCUCACAGAGCACUCUGAUCCUAAGUACACACAGCCCCCAAACCCAGCCCAUUGGUCGGAUCCAAGCCAUGGCCCCCCAAGGGGUCCAGGACCACCUAGGGAUGGAGAAGGCCCUGAUCAGAGCGAGGCAUCUUCAGAAGAAGAGUCAGGAGUGGACCAGGAACUCUCAAGAGAGAAUGAGGCUGGGUACCAGGAGGAUGGGAACCCUUCUUUUCUUUCCAUUCCAACUGCUUGCAACUGUCAGGGAACCCCUGGAAUCGCGGAAGGGCCUUACUCUGAGGGAGGAGAUGGCUCUUCUAGCAACUUUUUCCAUUGUACCUCUCCAGCCUUGGGGGAAGAUGAAGAGUUGGAAGAGGAAUACGAUGAUGAAGAAUCUCUUAGGUUCCCCAGUGAUUUUUCACGCGUGUCCAGCGGGAAGAAGCCCCCAUCCCGGAGACAGCGGCACCAUCGCUUUCCAACCAAGGAGGAUACUCGGGAGAGUGGACGUAGAGAUCCCAGGUCCCCUGGUCGACAUCGGCUAGGCCGGAAACGAAGUCAGGCAGAUAAGCGCAGGGGCCUAGGAUUGUGGGGAGCAGAGGAACUAUGUCAGCUCGGACAGGCAGGCUUCUGGUGGCUGAUUGAACUGCUGGUUUUGGUGGGAGAGUACGUAGAAACUUGUGGACAUCUCAUCUGUGCAUGCAGGCAGCUGAAAAGCAGUGAUCUGGACCUUUUUCGAGUUUGGGUGGGAGUCUGGGCAGGGCGGCUGGGAGGCUGGGGCCAGGUGGUGUUCCAGUUUCUAAGCCAGGGGUUUUACCAUGGGGCAGGGCUGUUUACCCGUUUUCUUAGGCUACUGGGUGCUUUGCUGCUCUUGGCUCUGGCCCUCUUUUUGGGCUGUCUGCAGUUAGGCUGGCGGUUUAUGGUGGGACUGGGUGACCGGUUAGGUUGGAGGGAUAAAGCCUCCAGGCUCUUCUCUUGGCUGAAUUCUCCAGCCUUGCAGCGUUACUUAAGUCUGCUGAGAGAUAGCAGGCCAUGGCAGCAGCUGGUAAGAAUAGUGCAGUGGGGCUGGCUGGAGUUGCCUUGGGUCAAGCAGAGGACUAACAGGCAGGGGAAUAUACCUGUACCUAGUGGGCGCUACUGCCAGCCUGAAGAGGAAGUGGCUCGACUCUUGACUAUGGCUGGGGUUCCUGAGGAUGAGCUAAACCCUUUCCAUGUACUGGGGGUUGAAGCCACAGCAUCCGAUGUUGAACUGAAGAAGGCCUAUAGACAGCUGGCAGUGAUGGUUCAUCCCGAUAAAAAUCAUCAUCCCCAGGCUGAGGAAGCCUUCAAGGUUUUGCGAGCAGCUUGGGACAUUGUCAGCAAUGCUGAAAGGCGGAAGGAAUAUGAGAUGAAGCGAAUGGCAGAGAAUGAGCUGAGCUGGUCAGUGAAUGAGUUUCUGUCCAAGCUGCAAGACGACCUCAAGGAGGCAAUGAAUACCAUGAUGUGUAGCCGAUGCCAAGGAAAGCACAGGAGAUUUGAAAUGGAUCGGGAACCUAAGAGUGCCAGAUAUUGUGCUGAGUGUAACAGGCUGCAUCCUGCUGAGGAAGGAGACUUUUGGGCAGAGUCAAGCAUGCUGGGCCUCAAGAUCACCUACUUUGCACUGAUGGAUGGAAAGGUGUAUGACAUCACAGAGUGGGCUGGAUGCCAGCGUGUAGGAAUCUCCCCAGAUACCCACAGAGUCCCCUAUCACAUCUCAUUUGGUUCUCGGAUCCCAGGCACCAGUGGGCGGCAGAGAGCCACCCCAGAUGCCCCUCCUGCUGACCUUCAGGAUUUCUUGAGCCGGAUCUUUCAAGUACCCCCAGGCCAGAUGUCCAAUGGGAACUUCUUUGCAGCUCCUCAGCCUGGCCCUGGAGCCACUGCAGCCUCUAAGCCCAACAGCACAGUACCCAAGGGAGAAGCCAAGCCGAAGCGGCGGAAGAAACUUGCUGAAUUAAAGCAAGAAUGUCUUGCUCGAGGUUUGGAGACCAAGGGAAUAAAACAAGAUCUCAUCAAUAGGCUCCAGGCGUAUCUUGAAGAGCAUGCUGAAGAGGAAGCGAAUGAAGAAGAUGUACUGGGAGAUGAAACAGAGGAAGAAGAGCCAAAACCCAUAGAAGUCCCUGUCAAAGAAGAAGAACCCCCUGAAAAAACUGUUGAUGUGGCAGCAGAGAAGAAAGUGGUAAAAAUUACAUCUGAAAUACCUCAGACUGAAAGAAUGCAGAAGAGGGCUGAACGAUUCAAUGUACCUGUAAGCUUGGAGAGUAAGAAAGCUGCUCGGGCAGCGAGGUUUGGAAUUUCUUCAGUUCCAACAAAAGGUCUGUCAUCCGACACCAAACCUAUGGUUAACCUGGAUAAACUAAAGGAAAGAGCGCAAAGAUUUGGUUUGAAUGUCUCUUCGAUCUCCAGAAAGUCUGAAGAUGAUGAGAAACUGAAAAAGAGGAAGGAGCGAUUUGGAAUUGUCACGAGUUCAGCUGGAACUGGAACCACAGAGGAUACAGAGGCAAAGAAGAGGAAAAGAGCAGAACGCUUUGGGAUUGCCUGAUGAAAAGUUCUUGAUGCUUUGUGUUCUCCAGUGGUUUCCAUUUCUCUGAUUCUUCUUGGUCACAUAUAUACCUAAAUGCACAGUCAUGUGCCUACGUCCUGCCUCUCAAUAAGGGAGCAUGUACCUCAGGUACAUCCGUGAACUGCUGCAGCAAUUUGACUUAUUCCAACUUUAAGAUUGUUGUGUUUUUGUUUUAUUUUGCUUGUUAAUAAAAAAAAAUAGAAAAGAGAA
Messenger RNA from Carlito syrichta (Philippine tarsier), 3107 nucleotides. RefSeq names its product SAP domain containing ribonucleoprotein (gene SARNP). Gene Ontology annotation, cellular component: nucleus. The coding region runs from base 189 to 2876 and encodes 895 amino acids. Lineage: Eukaryota; Metazoa; Chordata; Mammalia; Primates; Tarsiidae. Gene Ontology annotation, biological process: poly(A)+ mRNA export from nucleus. Gene Ontology annotation, molecular function: dopamine receptor binding. The transcript has 17 exons. The record is from RefSeq and is a predicted model, not a curated record.